Molecule: messenger RNA, 730 nt
Organism: Dendronephthya gigantea
Lineage: Eukaryota; Metazoa; Cnidaria; Anthozoa; Malacalcyonacea; Nephtheidae
Exons: 3
Coding region: 57-716 (219 amino acids)
Source: RefSeq, a predicted model, not a curated record
GUCUAUACUGGUUAUUAUCCCUUUCGAUCCCCAGGCCUCCUUAUUCUCAUUUCAAAAUGGCGUCCGCCGCACGAAGAGCUAAUCCAGUUGAUUAUGUAAAUUUGAACAAUUUAUCGUCGGAAGUUAUGUAUGAAAGCGGAAAGAAGCCAAAAGGAAAGUUUUUUCCAGUUGAUAGACUUAUUUCUCGAAAGCAAAUUGAUCAUACUUGGCAUUAUUUGGUAAAGUGGUCUGGAUGGCCUUUGCCUGCAUCAAGUUGGGAGCCCUACGAUCAUUUGAAUCCAGCGCUUUUACGGAGCUAUGAAAAUCCAUCAAAGCCAGAUCAAGGCAGAAUUGAGCAAGCUAGUAGAAGUUUUUAUGAUGCCAUAGCAAGGGCUCUUAAAGCGAAAUCUGCUACUCCUGUAGAUGCUCAGAUUGACCUUGAUUUACAAAGAUGGCUUUGGAAAGGAAAGGGAGUUCAAUCUGAACAUCUUGGUUAUAAAUUGUAUGAGAAACAUGAGUUUUGCAAUUUGAAUCUACAGGAAACAUGGUGGUAUUACCUUGAUAGCAAUGGCGAGGGCAGAGCAAUAAACUUUCCAAUUAAAAUAAAACCUCUAUUAUUGUGGUCACCAAAACGUUACAUUGUUCAAAAUGGAGAACUGAUUCAAGCAAAGAGAAUGCCCAUUGAGAAAGCUAAAAUUCAUUUCUCAAGACGAGCAUGUAGUGCCGAGACACUUUAAAAUAUAGUUGUACA